Dufourea novaeangliae is the source of this 1089-nucleotide messenger RNA. Its product is annotated as hybrid signal transduction histidine kinase M-like. Lineage: Eukaryota; Metazoa; Arthropoda; Insecta; Hymenoptera; Halictidae. The record is from RefSeq and is a predicted model, not a curated record. Bases 132 to 1046 code for a protein of 304 amino acids. The transcript has 7 exons.
UGGUGCGUUGCUUGACGUGUGAAUAGUGUGCCGAAUGAACCUGUCAAAAUUCUACAGACAAUUAUUACGCGUCUGCAAUUGCAAUCAUAGAACAUACUUCGAUCCUCCCUACAGUCGAAUAAUCUCUUCCAAUGGGUACGAUAGAGGAAGGAUAUUGUCAUGAUGACUUGGACUGUUCUAACAAACAGUACUGUUAUCCUGUCUCCAGACAAUGCGUCAAUUAUACUGUGUGCCAAAGAUAUAAUCGAAAAGAAAGUCAAAAACCAGCUCGAAAUCCAUCGCAAUGUGGACCAUGCACUCCUGGUUAUGCCGCAGAGAGACUUGCAACAGGAGAGGAGGCCUCCUUGUGCAAGAAAACGAGCAUCCACGAAAAUAUGCCCGGAGUUGGCAGAAACACUUUCAUCAUCUCUGCAUCAAUUGCAGCUUUCCUUCUGGUAGUUAUAUUGUCUGCAGUAUUUUACAAAAAACGAGCCGCAAGACAGAGAAAUUAUAAUAAAGAAAUGUGCGGUGAUACUAUGGAACCAAGUGCUCCGCCGGUUGAAGCCAGUCCCUUUAUUGAUCAUCAGAAGAGCUUACCAUACAUCUUAUAUAAUAAUAACAAAAACGUGAAAGAUAAAAAUACACUAGUGCAUGCAGGCCUUUUGAAGCCUCCGAAUUGGGUUCAAUGUCAUCCCAAUUAUGAAAAUAAUUUAAAUAAUAAUAACGAUAAUACGAACACACUAGAGCAUUCCAGACUUGAAACACCUUCGACUAAUGAUUCCAACACGUGGAUUACACAGCACACACAAGAAAUAGUAAAUGCAGAACAAAGUUCAGAACAAAUGGAUAAUAGUGCCAAUGCAAACAUUGUUCAAAUGAAUAACUCGUCGUCUGAUGACAGCAAUAAUACUACUACUAAUAAUAGUUAUACUAAUAAUAGUUAUACUAAUAAUACUAAUAGCUCGGCGUCAGGAUCGAGCAAUACUCGAGAUGGUCGCGAACGAUCGCGACGAUCAAAUAUUUUAAUUGCUCAAAUAAACUUAAAUGUGCGAAACGGUGAUUGUUAAUCGUAAAGGAUACUGAUAUUACCAUGUAAUAUUUUAUCAUGCA